Messenger RNA from Tachysurus fulvidraco (yellow catfish), 1128 nucleotides. Its product is annotated as zinc finger protein 414-like. NCBI's taxonomy places the organism in Eukaryota, Metazoa, Chordata, Actinopteri, Siluriformes, Bagridae. The record is from RefSeq and is a predicted model, not a curated record. The coding region runs from base 16 to 408 and encodes 130 amino acids. The transcript has 4 exons.
GCUGCAGCAGUUCAGAUGGUUUUACCUUCAGAACCAAAGAGCAGAGAAGAUUUUCUGCAGUACUUGCCUGCGCCCAUUUUACACAGAUGGAACUCUCCUCAGGCUUUGAGUAGAGAGGAAGCCCAGGCGUGUAAACCGUCUCUCGCAGGUCAGUCAUUUAACAGUCGGAUCCUAUGGGAACACACCAGGGGGCGCUACAGCUGCCUUCAGUGCGGUCACUCCACCCCCGAGCGCAAAGAGAUGACGGCACACAUCGAGGGCCACCACAGGAGCCCGUGGGCCAAAACUAAUGACACUGGUAUCACCCAUGUUCUGCUAAUUAGUGGGUUCGAUUCAGCAGUCGGUUCUCCUUCAUCGCUGGUAAAAUCUUCAACCAACUCUGAGAACUCGAGUUACACCCAGCUUUAGAGUCACGUCGGAGUCAGACACUGAACGGAUUGGAAAUGACACAUCGCAUUACCUGCAUUGAUAUUUAAAGAUAUUAUGUAACGAUUAGCUGAAUCUCACCGAUCUUCCACUUAUGUUUUAUUUUUACAUUGUAAUUGUGUUUAUUUAUAUAUAUAUAGUAUCUGUAGCUCAUUUCAAGGCUGUCUGUAUUUGAUUCGGUUGCAUGAACUUGGAUUGGAUUUGCUUGGAUCUAAUUGGUGCUUCAUUGUUCAUCCUGUAAUGUAUUGAUAAAAUGUUUGACUGGUCUGAAGCUGCAUUUGUUCUUUUUUUAAGUAAAUACUGACACUUUACUAAGGUGUACUUUAAAAAAAGUGUAAAGAUUUAACCCGAGCUCUGAAAAGAGACACUGCUCUAGAGCUAGAAGUCAGCUUCACACGUGAGUUAAUUAUAGGACAUUUUAGUAAUUCCUGUUUUAUUUUGUCUGUUGCUUAUAAAUGUUAAAGCUCAUGUCUUAUAUCAAUCUAUAGUCUCAUAGAUUGACAGACUGCCAUUUUUUUUAUUUUUAGUCAAAAGCGAUCUUAACUAGCUUACUAUAUUGUUAUAAAAGCUUCUUGACUUCUUGAAUACUAGUCAGCAAUCAAGAGUGAUAUUUGCUGAGUUUAUUCACAUUUAAGCUAGCUGAUGACUUUUCAUGUCUGUACUGAUGUUUCCUUUGUCAAUAAAUACAAAAGUUAUAAAGUG